AAAAAAAAGAGAGAGAGAGAGAGAGAGAAGGAGGGAGGGAGGGAGAGAGAGAGAGAGAGCUCGACCAAGCCUUUUAGCCUGUAAUAUGGGCUUGAUUUAAACACUACACCGCAACUGGUUUCUUCAUUCUGCCUGACACUACGACCUUUUUUCGUUCUUUUCGUCCUGCUUUUGGUUUGAAUUAAAAUAAAAGAGAGAGAGAGAGAGACAGAGAUAGUGAAAAUGUCUCGGGGUGUGCUGCAGCCGAGCCAGCAGAAACUGGCCGAGAAACUGACCAUCCUCAAUGACCGCGGUAUCGGCAUGCUCACCCGCAUCUACAACAUCAAAAAGCAAGGACAAGUUUGGAAGGCAUGCGGGGAUCCCAAAGCCAAGCCCUCGUACCUGAUCGACAAAAACCUCGAGUCGGCCGUCAAGUUCAUAGUGAGAAAGUUCCCAGCUGUUGAAACCCGCAACAAUAACCAACAGCUUGCACAGCUCCAAAAAGAAAAGUCAGAAAUACUAAAGAAUCUCGCUUUAUAUUACUUCACGUUUGUGGAUGUUAUGGAAUUUAAGGACCACGUGUGUGAACUGCUGAACACUAUCGACGCUUGCCAAGUUUUCUUUGAUAUUACUGUAAAUUUUGACCUCACGAGGAACUACCUCGACCUCGUCGUGACCUACACUACGCUGAUGUUGCUGCUGUCUCGGAUCGAAGAGCGCAAAGCAAUCAUCGGCCUCUACAACUACGCACACGAGAUGACCCACGGAGCGAGCGAUCGAGAAUAUCCUCGGCUCGGACAGAUGAUCGUGGACUAUGAGAAUCCUCUGAAGAAGAUGAUGGAGGAGUUUGUUCCUCAUGGAAAGUCCCUCUCGGAUGCACUGAUCUCCCUGCAGAUGGUUUACCCACGCCGUAAUCUCUCAGCUGACCAGUGGAGGAACGCUCAGCUCCUGAGUCUCAUCAGCGCCCCCAGCACCAUGCUAAACCCAGCGCAGUCUGACACGAUGCCAUGUGAAUACCUGUCGUUGGACACUAUGGAGAAGUGGAUAGUGUUUGGGUUCAUCCUGUGCCACGCGGCUUUAAACAGCGACCCCACUGCCCUCAGUUUGUGGAAACUGGCCCUACAGAGCAGCUCCUGCCUCUGCCUCUUCAGAGACGAGGUCUUCCACAUCCACAAGGCCGCUGAGGAUCUGUUCGUCAACCUCCGCGGCUACAACAAGCGUGUCAACGACAUCCGUGAAUGCAAAGAAUCAGCGCUGUCACACGCAGGCUCGAUGCACAGGGAACGGCGCAAAUUCCUGCGUUCUGCUCUGAAGGAGCUAGCCACUGUGCUGGCAGACCAGCCAGGCUUACUCGGCCCGAAGGCUCUUUUUGUUUUCAUGGCUCUCUCUUUCGCUCGUGAUGAGAUCAUCUGGCUGCUCAGACACGCCGACAACAUCCAAAAGAAAAGCACAGAUGACUUUAUUGACAAGCACAUUGCUGAGCUGAUCUUCUACAUGGAGGAGCUGAGAGCCCACGUGAGGAAGUAUGGCCCAGUCAUGCAGAGGUACUACGUGCAGUAUCUGUCCGGCUUCGAUGCAGUCGUCCUCAAUGAGCUCGUCCAGAACCUCUCUGUGUGUCCAGAGGAUGAGUCCAUCAUCAUGUCUUCCUUCGUGAACACAAUGACUUCACUCAGCGUUAAACAAGUGGAGGAUGGAGAGGUGUUUGAUUUCCGAGGCAUGAGGCUGGACUGGUUCCGACUUCAGGCCUACACCAGCGUAUCCAAGGCGUCUCUGGGUAUUGCGGACCACCGGGAGCUGGGUAAAAUGAUGAACACCAUCAUUUUCCACACCAAGAUGGUGGACUCUCUAGUGGAGAUGCUGGUGGAGACGUCGGACCUGUCCAUUUUCUGUUUCUACAGCCGGGCGUUUGAGAAGAUGUUCCAGCAGUGUUUGGAGUUGCCGUCUCAGUCACGUUACUCCAUCUGCUUCCCUCUGCUCUGCACCCACUUCAUGAGCUGCACCCAUGAGCUUUGUCCUGAAGAGAGGCACCAUAUUGGCGAUCGCAGUCUGUCUUUGUGCAACAUGUUUCUGGACGAGAUGGCCAAACAGGCUCGCAACCUCAUCACUGACAUCUGCACAGAGCAGUGCACCCUGAGUGACCAGCUACUGCCAAAACACUGCGCCAAAACCAUCAGUCAGGCCGUGAACAAGAAGUCCAAGAAGCAGACUGGGAAGAAAGGAGAGCCAGAGCGAGAGAAGCCCGGAGUGGAGAGCAUGAGGAAGAACAGAUUGCUCGUCACCAACUUGGAUAAGCUGCACACAGCACUGUCAGAGCUUUGCUUCUCCAUCAACUACGUACCCAACAUGGUGGUCUGGGAGCACACCUUCACCCCACGCGAAUAUCUGACCUCCCACUUGGAGAUCCGCUUCACCAAGUCUAUAGUUGGAAUGACCAUGUAUAACCAGGCCACACAGGAGAUCGCCAAGCCGUCUGAGCUCUUGACCAGCGUGCGAGCCUACAUGACAGUGCUGCAGUCCAUCGAGAACUAUGUCCAGAUUGACAUAACCAGAGUGUUUAACAACGUGCUGUUGCAGCAGACACAACACCUGGACAGCCACGGAGAGCCAACCAUCACCAGCCUCUACACUAACUGGUAUCUGGAGACUUUGCUUCGACAGGUGAGCAAUGGCCACAUAGCUUACUUCCCUGCCAUGAAAGCAUUCGUCAAUCUUCCAACUGAGAACGAGCUCACCUUUAAUGCCGAGGAGUAUUCCGACAUCUCUGAAAUGCGGUCACUUUCUGAGCUUCUGGGUCCAUAUGGAAUGAAGUUCCUCAGUGAGAGCCUGAUGUGGCACAUCUCCUCCCAAGUGGCUGAGCUCAAGAAACUGGUGGUGGAGAAUGUGGAGGUUCUGUCCCAGAUGAGGACCAGCUUUGACAAACCUGAUCACAUGGCAGCACUCUUCAAGAGACUUACAUCUGUGGACAGUGUGCUCAAGAGGAUGACCAUCAUCGGAGUCAUUCUGUCCUUCCGCUCACUGGCACAGGAGGCGCUCCGGGAUGUUCUCUCCUGCCACAUUCCUUUCUUGGUCAGCUCUGUGGAGGAUUUUAAGGAUCACAUUCCCCGUGAAACAGACAUGAAGGUGGCCAUGAACGUUUAUGAGCUGUCCUCAGCAGCAGGCUUGCCCUGUGAGAUCGAUCCUGCUCUUGUCGUGGCUCUGUCCUCCCAGAAGUCUGAAAACAUCAGCCCCGAGGAGGAGUACAAGAUUGCCUGCCUGCUGAUGGUGUUUGUGGCCGUCUCCCUGCCGACCCUGGCCAGCAACGUCAUGUCACAGUACAGCCCUGCAAUCGAAGGGCACUGCAACAACAUCCACUGCCUGGCGAAGGCGAUUAACCAGAUUGCUGCCGCUCUCUUCACCAUCCAUAAGGGCAGCAUUGAGGAUCGCCUGAAGGAGUUCCUCGCUCUCGCCUCCUCCAGCUUGCUGAAGAUCGGUCAGGAGACGGACAAGACGACCACCAGGAACCGCGAGUCUGUUUAUCUUCUCCUCGACAUGAUUGUUCAGGAGUCUCCGUUCCUCACCAUGGACCUGUUGGAGUCGUGUUUUCCGUAUGUGCUGCUCCGAAACGCUUACCACGCCGUCUACAAGCAGUCAGUAUCUGCUUCUGCGUGAGAGCUGACCAGUCACAUUCCACACACACACACACACACAAAAUUCCUCUGUAUUCAUUCUCAGUCUUACUGGCGCAACACUUCGUAUGGGAUCAAAUCUUCUUUAAAAACAAAUAAAUAAAUAAAAAAAGAACAAGCCAAUAUUGACCAGGUAGAAGAAACUACAAGUUUUGUUUGUCAAAGACUAGUAACACUAAAUAUAAUUUUUGGAUGUUUUUUCUCGUUUUAAUUUGUUUUAUUAUAAUUUUUUUUUUUAGAGUGGGAUGUGGAAAAGGGAAUUUGCAAUGGUUUAAAGAAAAAACUAUAUGAAACACAGUAUUUGGUUGUGUGUGUUGUGGGGGUGGGGGAGGGGUGGGGUGAAGUGAUAAAGCACCACGUUAUGCUAAAAAAAAAAAAAAACCGCUCUAAAACACUAUGAAAAGAAACACAGUGAUUCUUAUUUCGGUGUCGUCCUAGCUCUAAUCUGUGUGGGUUAACGCGUGCAUUCUUUAUCUAAAAAUCUUUUUUUAUUUUUAAUUCUUCUUCUUCUUCUUCUUCUUCACACAGUUUCACGUUCUUUUGACACAUUUGCCAAAAUAACGAUAUGACACAUAGCAUCUCAUUUGAUUAAAAGCAGAAAUGUGGGUAACUACGUGUUCUAAAAAAGAAGCCUAUGGUGGUGUUUGUAUAAAGCAUAUUAUAAUUUUUUAAACUAACUUUCAUGAUGCCUCGCGGCGUUUCCCGAGACUCCAUCGUAACUUUCUGUGCGGUUAUGAUAAACAUUCGUACAUAUUUAUUGAAUGUUUAUAAGUUGCCUCCCCAUCCCUUCCUCCCUCCCUCUCUCUCUCUCUCUAUCUCUCUCGCUCUCUCUCUCGAACCUUCCCCGUUUCCCUUUUACCGAUUUUAUAUGUUUUGGAUUUUUAUUUAUUUUUUUUUUUUCUUUUGGAAAUUACCAUGUAUCUUCCAUAACAUGAAAAAAUAAACAUUGGGUCAUAUGCACUCGACCCGUGUGCUGUC
This is a messenger RNA of Hemibagrus wyckioides, 4622 nucleotides long. RefSeq names its product NCK-associated protein 1 (gene nckap1). Gene Ontology annotation, cellular component: SCAR complex. The record is from RefSeq and is a predicted model, not a curated record. Gene Ontology annotation, biological process: cell projection assembly; cell migration; cortical actin cytoskeleton organization. The transcript has 32 exons. Bases 223 to 3627 code for a protein of 1134 amino acids. NCBI's taxonomy places the organism in Eukaryota, Metazoa, Chordata, Actinopteri, Siluriformes, Bagridae.